Molecule: messenger RNA, 1809 nt
Organism: Didymodactylos carnosus
Lineage: Eukaryota; Metazoa; Rotifera; Eurotatoria; Philodinida; Philodinidae
Source: the annotation of a GenBank genome assembly
AUGAAAAGGCAAAAACUCCAGAUACACAGAUCAAAAUUUUUCAAAAGUAGAAAUUUACAACCGCCAACAAGUAUUCGACAUACUGAUCAAUCAACCGAACAAACGCCAAUCGACCUAAUUAGCGUUAGUGAAGGUGAUAUUACGACAACUACGGUCGAUGUUAUUGUUGUGGGUUCGUCAUCGCUAUUCCUACAACUAAUCGUAUUUGAAAAAGGUGGAGAAGUAGUAAAAGCAGCCUAUGAAAAUGAAUGUAAGAAAAAUCCAGAACUAAUUUGUACACCAUCUGGACAAUUGCCAUGCAAAUAUAUCUAUUUUAUUCCAUGGCUACCAAACGUACACAAAACAAUUCUUCGACAAUCCCUUGUCAAAUUUGUUUCAACUGCUAUUCAAAAAGCAAUAAAUGACAAAUGCCAAUCAAUUGCUUUUCCAGCAAUUGGUUGUCAUGAAUAUAAGUGUUCGACUGAUUUUGUUGCUGAAACAAUGGUACUAGAAGCGCAUAAUCAGUUAUUGAUAUCAAAAGUUCAAAUGCAUGUAUUGUUCAUAAUUCAACCUCAACAUCAUAAUGUUUAUGAUGAAUUUUGUGAACAAAUAGAGUUAUUAAAGGAUAUUGAACUGACUACUCAAAGUGUACAACCGACUACUGAAAAUAAUAUUGCUAUCAAUAUUGCCAAGGGAAUAAUUAAAGUUGGCAAAGGGGAUCUUACUAAACAGGAAGUUGAUGUUGUUGUUGGUUGUUCAUCGUCCGAAAUGUUGCUUCAAUACAUCAUGAUAGAAGCUGGUCAGAGCGUGAAAGAGGCCUACUACACUGAAAUUAGAAAUUAUCCCAAUGCUGUUGUUAUUUCCACAGCACCAGGAAAUUUACCGUGUAAAAAAAUAUUUUUUAUAUCCUGGAUGCCAGAUAACGAUAAAAACACUUUGCGACAAUCUGUCAUUGAUUUGGUAUCUAAUGCAAUACAAAAUGCUUUGGCGCAUAAUUUUACAAGUAUAGCAUUUCCAGCCAUUGGUUGUGGAGAGUAUGGAUGUUCAGUUGAUGUAGUAGUUAAAACAUUGGUGAGAGAAGCCAAAAAUCAAUUAACGAUUAGGAAUGUACCACUUACCAUUUCGUUUAUCAUACAAGAAGAUAAACAAAAUAUAUAUGACGAAUUCUGUAAACAAGUUGUACAAUUACAAGGUAUAUCUAAUGAAUUUCCGGAAUCAUGGGAACAUUCCACUACAAAUGAUAUCCGCAUUGAAUUAAAGACAAAUAAUGAAGAAUAUAAAUUUGUUUUUAAUAAGUUUAAUACUGAUAUGAAAGGAUACUAUUCACGUAUAAUUCGAAUCGAACGUAUACAAAACGAACGAUGGUAUAUGCAAUAUAUAGCACAUCAUGCUGAUUUCAAAAAACGCUUACAUGUAGACACAGAAAAACUUUUAUAUCACGGUUGUCCAGAAUCAGCAGCCAAAGCAAUUAGUGAAGAUUGUUUCAACAGAAGUUUUGCUGGAGUGAAUGGUAAAUAUAGACUAAGAAAAAUUAAGUUUUUAACUUAUGCAUCGCGUCGACAAUAUCAUAUGUUUAUUAAAAUUGUGCUAACUGUUCGAUUUGAACGUGAUACUAAGAAGCCAUUUAUAGACCAUUCAUACACUGUUUCAAAUAAAAAUGGAGAACGAUUUAUGUUUUUAUCUCGUGUCCUAAUUGGAAAAUCAACAAUUGGAAAUAGUUCAAUGAAAACACGCUCUCUCGGUUUCGAUUCAACAACAGACGGACACAAUAUUUUUGUUACAUAUCACGAUGCACAAGCCUACGCUGAAUACUUGAUAACGUAUAAAUAA